AAAUCCUCAAAGAAAUUUGAAGACUUGAUGGAAAUGGUGAAAAAGCUGCAAAAAGCUGGAAGCUUGGAACCUCGAGUUGAGGUCCUGAUUAACCGGAUUAAUGAGGUUCAACAAGCCAAAAAGAAAGCCAGUGAGGAGCUGGGAGAGGCUCGGAUCCUUUGGGAGGCCCUGCAGAAGGAACUAGAGUCAAUAAAUGGAGAGAAGGUACACCUGGAGGAGAUCUUGAACAAAAAGCAAGAGACACUGAGGAUCUUGCGUCUGCACUGCCAGGAGAAAGACAAUGAGGCCCAGAGGAAGUACACAGUGUUGCAGGAGUGCAAAGACCGAAUUUCUGCCCUGAAUACCCAGAUUGAGGAAGAAAAGAUCAAACAGAGGCAGCUAAGGUUAAAUUUUGAGGAGCAGCUAGAGGAUCUUACGGGACAGCAUAAGGAUCUCUGGGAGUUCCAUAAAUCAGAGCGACUGGCACAGGAGAUCAGCACCCUGGACAGCAGUAAGGAGCAGUUACUCAAGGAAGAGAAGCUGAUCCAGGCAAAGCUGGAGGAUGUAAAGCAUCGACUGAACUCCUUGUGUGGGGCUGAAGGUCCCUUGACCAUCAGUGAGGGACUCUUUCUGCGCAGCAAGGAGGCUGUGGCCGCUGUGCAGAUGUUUGAGGAGGAAAAUGACAAAGCUAAGGAGCUUCUGGAGACUGCAACCCAGCGCCAGCAGCAGCUCCAGGAGAGGUGCCAGCAGCUACAGGAGAAGCGCCAGAGGUUGAAGGAAGAACUAGAGAAGCAUGGAGCCCAGGUUCCCACACAAGCCCAAAACCCCCAAGAAGAAGGGGCCCUCCGUGGAGAGGCACAGUACCUCCUGAAAUCCAGUGCCAAGUUUAGGGCCAAUGACAAGAAAGACCUGGAGCCACCCAACUAG
Elephantulus edwardii (Cape elephant shrew) is the source of this 906-nucleotide messenger RNA. Its product is annotated as synaptonemal complex central element protein 1-like. The record is from RefSeq and is a predicted model, not a curated record. Gene Ontology annotation, cellular component: synaptonemal complex. Gene Ontology annotation, biological process: synaptonemal complex assembly. The coding region runs from base 28 to 906 and encodes 292 amino acids. NCBI's taxonomy places the organism in Eukaryota, Metazoa, Chordata, Mammalia, Macroscelidea, Macroscelididae. The transcript is spliced from 12 exons.